Messenger RNA from Triticum dicoccoides, 1666 nucleotides. RefSeq lists its product as uncharacterized. The coding region runs from base 144 to 1430 and encodes 428 amino acids. The transcript has 4 exons. The record is from RefSeq and is a predicted model, not a curated record. NCBI's taxonomy places the organism in Eukaryota, Viridiplantae, Streptophyta, Magnoliopsida, Poales, Poaceae.
AGCACUGGAAUGGGGGAACAAAAGCCCUCAAAUUCGCGCUUUACUCCUCCCCUUGUACGAUCCCAGAGUCUCCACAAAUUUCGACUACCUGCAUAUCCAUCCAUCCCACAGUUCCCCUGAACUGGUACGAAUAGUCUGCACCCAUGGAUUCCAUCAAGAUUAACCUCGCCGUCGACAAGUCGCGCAACCGCGUACUGUUCGCCGACGCGGGCUCCGACUUGGUCGACGUCCUCCUCAGCUUCCUCACGCUUCCGCUAUCCGCGAUCCAGUUCUGCGUGGUGCCGUCGCCGGGAUGCCUCUCCAACCUCUGUGACAGCGUCAGACGCCUCGCGGGAGGUAAGCUGCUCAAGGUUGAGGCCUGCCAUGGCAUGCUUCUCACGCCGUCGACCGCCCAUGAGUUUGGUGGCCGGUACCGGUACAAUCUUGACUUCACCCACGAUGCGUUCGUCAAGAACCAGCCGAACCUGAAGGUGAACGGCAAUCUCUGUGGCUGUUGGAAAGUCAUGGACAGACUUGUGCGUGCGUACAGUGAAGCAAGCUCUUCGCCUGGUAAGUUCGUGAGGUGCAAAGAACGGUUUGUGAUCAGCGAUGACUGGACAAUCACGCCGGCAUCCACUUCGCUGAUUCACAGGUUCAGCUCUGAAUCUGAGGCCGCCUUCCCCGGGUUUGAGGAGGUGGAAGUGCGUGUCAGCUGGCCCAAGGUUAUAUCCAUGCUGAAGGCUUCUCUGUCGUCGGAUACCAUAUUCACUGAUAUUUUCUUACCCAUGGGAACCGGUGGUCAGGAUGCUCGUGCCACUGUGAAACCGAGCAUCAACCAGAAAAUCGUAGCAACUCCCAAUGAAGACCCGGGAGCUUCAUCAGAAUUUAAGACCAAGUUUUUCUACGACGCCAAGGAGAGGAAGGUCAUGUAUGCUGAAUGCAAGCAUGAUUUCGUGGAUCUGCUUCUCGGUUUCUUGACUUACCCACUGGGCUGUGUGAUCAAGAACAUGAACGACAGUGGCCUCACCUCUCCUCUCGGCAGCGGCGGCAUGGCCAAUCUGUACGGCUUCAUAGCAGGUGGAUACCCGACUGAGACGUUGCUGAAUCCACCCCUUAGCCCGUUGUGCAGGCACCCUGACUGCUCCACUGCCAAAAAAGACUCCGUAGAACCAAAGAACUUCAUGGGUCUAGUAUCCCAUAGCUCGUGUGUUGGCUGUUGUUAUGACCUUGUCGAAGACCGAAAGUACGUGGUAGACGAUGAUCUGCUAGUGCACCAGGCCUCUGCGAUGUCUGUGACCAAGCACUGGCGUGGCAGAGACAAGGCUAACGUGGUGGAGAUGGACAUUGACAUGACGAAACAAGAGGCCGUUGUGCUGCUGCGGGCCAUGCUUACCUCGAGGACACCGCUGACAGACGUGUUCAUCAGUAGGCUGGAGGAACAUUCAUCUUGACGGCCACAGCCUGUUGAGAUGAGCCUGGUUGUGCAUUUGCUUGAUCAGUAAGUCCUGGUGGCAGUUGUUUUGGUUCUGUUUAAUUUGACCAGGUGGUGGUGCCGUGCUCUCCUCUAUAUGAUCGUUUUGUCCAGUCCCCUUACAAACUUAUUUGGUGUCUGAAUGCUUGAGGCUUCUGUUUUGUGGUGGUUUCCUUGCUCUAAAUGUAAAACUGUGAUGAGUUACAAGAUCAAUGA